Merops nubicus (carmine bee-eater) is the source of this 669-nucleotide messenger RNA. Its product is annotated as phospholipase A2 inhibitor subunit gamma B-like. Gene Ontology annotation, cellular component: extracellular region. NCBI's taxonomy places the organism in Eukaryota, Metazoa, Chordata, Aves, Coraciiformes, Meropidae. Gene Ontology annotation, molecular function: phospholipase inhibitor activity. The record is from RefSeq and is a predicted model, not a curated record. The annotation marks the transcript as partial. The transcript has 5 exons.
AUGAAAGCAACCCUCGGACUUAGCUUCUUCCUGGCUUUCCUGGACCCAGGGACCUCCCUUCAGUGUGAGGUCUGUCACAGCAUAGGAAAAAGCUGCUCUGGCCCCAAGAAAACCUGUAAUGAUGGUGAAGAUACUUGUGGCAUCAUUCUGCAUGAGGUCACGAUGGGGGGGAUGGCAAUCCCUUCAGCCAUCAAGUCCUGCCUGUCAUCCAGCAUGUGCCAUCUAGGUCCUAUCACCAUGAACUAUGGGAAGGUGAAAGGAAGGAGCCACUUGGCUUGCUGCACAGGCGACGACUGUCAAACUACCUCUGUCUCAUUGCCACCUGAGAACAACGUGCCCAAUGGAUACCAGUGUCCUGCCUGUUACAGCGUGGACUCCUUCCAGUGUGGUAACGAAAUUGUAAACUGCACUGGAUCUGAAACCCAGUGUGUUGACCUUGCUGGGUUAAUGAAUUCCGGUGGACUGUCUCUGAAAGCUGCCAUGAAGGGUUGCACCACCAUUUCUGAAUGCAGUCUUGUAGGAGAUGGAAAAAACAAUCUGGGGAUGAUGGACGUAAAGUUAAAGCGGUUCCAAUGUGAAACAGCUUCUCUUUUACCCAUAGUGAGUUCUGCUUGUGCCUCUCCACACAUCCUAUUCCUCCUUGUCCUGUCAGGAUUCAUCUUGGAGAAG